Molecule: messenger RNA, 1503 nt
Organism: Penicillium cinerascens
Lineage: Eukaryota; Fungi; Ascomycota; Eurotiomycetes; Eurotiales; Aspergillaceae
Exons: 2
Coding region: 1-1503 (500 amino acids)
Source: RefSeq, a predicted model, not a curated record
AUGGCGGGCGUAGCCACCGCCUAUUCAACCGAUGCCCUGACCUCACCUGGAGGCGUGGAUAACGAGAAGUGGGAUUUUGCUGUGCCGAUUCCCAAUGAUGGCAUUCAGCAUUCCUCAAAAUCGCGAAACUCCCACGAUUCGAGCUCGGCCCAGGCGAGAUCAGCUCGGAAGCACAAUUCAAACGGUUCUCGAAGCUCCUCUGUCUCCCGAACUGUCCACGAUGGCUCCUACCACUCCAACCGAGGCCGCCGUGACCCCAGCAUGAACAGACAUGGAAGCGAACUCGGCAUCGUUCCAGAUGACCCGUCUCGCAAGGAGUACGCAGAGGGUCCGGACGGCUGGGGGAUGUACUACCCAGAGGAAUUGAAUCAAGAGAAUUGGAUUCACCGGGACAAGCUUGCAAAAAUUGAGAGUGAGGAGCUCCACCAGGCCGCCAUCAUGUUCCAGCGACGGAUGACGGCAGACAGCAAGUCGAGCACAGGGUGUGGACGGAGUCACGAUUCUCACCAGAGUGGUGCUCCUAUUUCGACGACUUCGCCUAAUGCAGAACAUUCGGAGCCCUGGCCUGAACUAAGGGAGGAACCGAAGGGCUACGAUGGUGAAUACCCCGAUGAUGAACGACAGCACUGGGAUCUUCGCCGACCUGAGGAAAUUGCCGCGGACGAAGCAGCCUCCAGCAUCUACAGUCAUCCCGGCCUCCGAAAGAGCUCUUCCCGAAUACCCAUUUCGACGGCUAGUCCUGUACCGAUCAUGCCAGGGCGUGAUUCUCGCGGACCUCGAAGCCGCGCGGCCACGGACGAAUACGACGACGAGGACAACCGAGGCCGCAGAGCAAGCGAGCCUAUGGGUGAAGUGAACCCAUCUACUCCUUCGCCAGGAAGCCGACCGGGCAGCCGCGGCUUCAGCACUACGCCAAACACGCCGGCCAAAAAGACGCCGGCAAAGGCAGGAUCUGCCACCCGGAAGACAUCUGCUCCGCCCGCAAAUAGAAAGAUCUCGACUGCCAGAUCCCGUGCGGUCUCGGGCAAUGCCUUGCAGCGACCUACCACUCGCUCUGGCGAAAGCCGGCCAACCACUGCGGCCAACCGACCCGAGGGCGACCCGCCGUGGCUGGCAACAAUGUAUAAGCCUGAUCCUCGUCUCCCACCCGACCAGCAGAUGCUUCCGACUGUUGCAAAGAAGCUGCAACAAGAGCAGUGGGAGAAAGAGGGACGAACACCUACCACAUACGACCGCGACUUUGCACCUCUUGCCGUCCACCCGAACGAUGUGCCUCCUGUUCCGCCCAAGAGCAAGGAGCCUCCAGUGGAGGAGAAGCGCAAGAGCCCAGAACCAGAAGCAGUGCCUCGACCAAACACGAGCACCGGAUACAGCACAAUGCCCAAGGUGCAAGAUACACCCCCACUAGGGCUGACACAGAACCCUAACUGGAAUCCUCCGGUCGUUACCGCCCAGAAACAGUUCAAGAAAGAGAAGGGAUGUGGAUGCUGUAUUGUGAUGUGA